Messenger RNA from Emiliania huxleyi CCMP1516, 477 nucleotides. RefSeq lists its product as hypothetical. Lineage: Eukaryota; Haptophyta; Isochrysidales; Noelaerhabdaceae. The transcript is spliced from 2 exons. The coding region runs from base 1 to 477 and encodes 158 amino acids. The record is from RefSeq and is a predicted model, not a curated record.
AUGCCGAGUGUCGUGGGCCACCUCGAUAAUCCGGAACGGUACACCGCGCGCCGCGCGGCGACCCGCUCGUCGGCGGCGCGUUCGUCCUCGCGCUGCUCAAUCGCCGUGUACACCAAGCCCGCCUCCGGCGGCCACUACUUCCUGCUCCGAGGCAAGGAAAAGCCCCUCCGAGGCACGCACCGCUGGACCAUGACCGACGGCACGGCCAUGCGUGGGACCACCCCCAUUGGCGCCACCGCGCCCGGCGUGCUGCCCUCGGACGACGGCGACGGCCUCGACGACGCUGACCUCGCCGCCGCCAUCGCCAACUCGCUCGCCGACUUGUCUCCGCCCGAAGAGCCUCCCGAGCCCAAGUCGAUGCUCAACCGGCCGUGCAAGCACCUCAUCUACUGCCAGACGUGCGCGCCGAAAAUGCUGCGCCUCCCGUGCGGCGUCUGCCGGCGCAACGUCGCCAGGUGCGAGCGCGUCUUUCUUUGA